Messenger RNA from Polistes dominula (European paper wasp), 2971 nucleotides. It is a transcript of the gene Oatp26F, whose product is annotated as Organic anion transporting polypeptide 26F. Gene Ontology annotation, cellular component: basolateral plasma membrane. The record is from RefSeq and is a predicted model, not a curated record. NCBI's taxonomy places the organism in Eukaryota, Metazoa, Arthropoda, Insecta, Hymenoptera, Vespidae. Gene Ontology annotation, biological process: transmembrane transport; sodium-independent organic anion transport. Gene Ontology annotation, molecular function: protein binding.
UUUUAUUCUGGGGUGAUGAGGGGUUUAGAAAUUGUAUAAAUUUAAUAUUUUUAUUGAUAUUUUGAUUCGCGUAGUUAUCGAAAUAGAUUUUGAAUGACUUUGGUGAUAAGGUGAUAAAAGGAAACUAUGAAAGUAAAAUAUGAUUAAACGUAAUUUCGAAUGAUGAGAGAAGAAAAGUUUGGUUAUGUGAUGAAUCGUUUAGAAUGAAGUUUAACGUGUUGGCGCCAAGUGUCGCGCGUUUAACCUUAACUUAAAGUGUUAAGAGUAAUAUAUACCAAACUGACUGUGAAGAACAAGAACAAGAACAAGAAAAAGAAUAAGAAGAAAUAGAAGAAGAAAGUCUAGUUGAAACGUUGCAAGUAUUUUUACUGCUACUUUUGGUAGUGGUAGUAUUACUGAGUGCUGAUACUGAAACUAGAAAACUCGUUAUAGUAAUUCCCUAGUUGAGUAAAACGAAAAAAGAAAAGAAAAAAAAAAAAAAGAAAAAAAAGGAAAAAAGUGUCCCCAGAAUCUACGAACGAGUGGAAGAGAAACAAAGAGAAAAUUAGAAAGUUUAAGAGAGAGAGAGAGAGAGAGACAGAGACAGAGAGGAAAGUUUGAAAUCAAUAAGAACGAGAUAAUAUAUCUUAACGAUCAUGCGAGAUAAAUUUGCAUUUGGUUCGGGCGUACCGGACAUGCACGAGACUCUAUCUAACUUUCCGGAACAGUUUGGCGAUGGACCGAGAAAACCGGAAAUAAAGGCGGAAAUGUUAAAGGAAUCGGACAAAACAACGGAUAACAACUUAAAGUGCGGAUGGUUUUGGUUCAGGCCAAUUUAUUUGCAAAAAUUUCGUACAGCUAAAUGGGCAUUAUUUUGGUUGUGUUGGGCAGGUGCUAUGCAAGGUAUGGUCGUAAACGGAUUUGUUAAUGUAGUGAUAACAACUAUUGAAAGGAGAUUUGGACUUAGGUCAUCUCAAACCGGAUUGAUAGCAGGUGGAUAUGACAUUGCGAGUUUUCUUUUACUCGUACCUGUCAGUUAUUUAGGUGGUCGUUCUAAAGCAUCAAAACCAAGAUACAUCGGUGUUGGGGUUCUAGUCUUAGGUUUAGGAAGUUUAUUAUUUGCAUCCCCACAUUACCUAAUUGGCCCUUAUAGAGGUGGUCAACAAUCUGAAAACAUAUGUCAAAAAGCUAAUAAUGUUUCUACUCGUUCAUUUCAGGUAUCCUGCAGUGAUAUCAAUGGACAAGUUGAUGAUCAACAAGAACCUUAUAGCGGAAUGUACUUAAUUAUAUUUUUAGUUGCACAAUUAUUACAUGGUGCAGGUGCAGCACCCUUUUAUACACUUGGUGUAACUUAUUUGGAUGAAAAUGUAUCGAAAAAAAUGUCUUCUGUAUAUUUGGGUAUCUAUUACACAAUGGCUGUGAUAGGACCAGCAUUGGGAUACGUGAUUGGUGGUGAACUUUUAAAACUUUAUACUGAUUUUAUAAUCAUCGAUCCUACCACAAUUGGAUUAACUCCGGAUAGCAACGUUUGGGUAGGUGCAUGGUGGAUAGGUUUUCUGGCAGCUGCAGUUAUUUGCUUUGUUAUCGCGAUACCGCUUCUGGCGUUUCCUGCAGCGUUACCUGGUUCAGAAGAAUUGGCCAAAGAAAGGGUAUCAGAGGCACACGUUAAACCAAACAAAUCUACGUCAAGGGAACCCGGUGGUGAGGCAUUUUCGAAAAUACGCGAAUUACCACGCGCUAUGACAGAAUUGUUAACAAAUCCUGCAUUCUUCAUGUUGAACUUGGCCGGUGCCAGCGAGGGUUUGCUUAUAGCCGGUUUUGCUGCCUUCCUACCUAAACUGAUCGAAAAUCAAUUUAGCGUCAGCGCCAGUUCAGCCGCGUUAUUGAUGGGAUUGGUUACCGUACCCGCUGGCGGUGGUGGCACGUUUCUCGGUGGUUAUUUGAUAAAACGUUUAAAUUUGUCUUGUUCUGGUAUAUUGAAAUUUUGUUUAUUAUCAACUGCAGCGUGUAUUGUGUUUACCCUUUGUUUCGCAUUGAGCUGUCCUAAUUUGAAUUUUGCUGGACUCACUGUACCCUAUCAUGCUAUCACUAAAAAAUCGUUAUCUUUGGAAGAUAAUUGUAACGUUGCCUGCGGAUGUACCAGAUCGGAAUUUAAUCCUAUUUGUGGUAUCGAUGGUGUUACUUAUUAUUCACCCUGCCACGCUGGAUGUUAUCAAGAAAUAUUGAUGAACGACGUCAAAGUGUACGCAGAUUGUAGUUGCAUACAAUCUAGCAACAAAAAUUGGACGACUAAUAUAAACAACGAGAACAUCACAUACGAGGCUAUUAAUACAACCUGUACAAGCACGUGUUCUUAUUUAUGGUUAUUCGUGGUGUUAGCAUUUUGCAACAUGUUCGUUACGUUUCUUUGUACGAUGCCAGCGUUGUCGUCAACGUUAAGAGUCGUACGUGACGAUCAAAGAUCAUUUGCACUUGGUAUACAAUGGAUAAAGGUUAGAAUUUUAGGUACGAUACCAGCACCAAUGGUAUUUGGUACAUUAAUCGAUGAAACUUGCAUAUUAUGGCAAGAAAAUUGCGAUGGAAGAGGCGCAUGUCUCGUUUAUGACAAUUAUUACAUGAGCAGUUACAUGUUAGCAUUGGCAUUCAUUGGCAAAGCUGCAUCCCUGUUGUUCUUUUUCCUUGCAUGGUGGAGUUACAUACCACCGGUUAACAAAACCAUUGGUUCAAAUUCAUUACAAGAAAAUACUUCUGGUAUUAACAUAUCAUUAAUGCCAAAUGAUACUACGAACGAUCAUCAAAUGACUACACCAGCUACGAUUACUCCUAUGAUGGAUGCGUAGAUUCAUCGUUAUCAUAAUUCUAUUGAUAUAUCUAUGACAAAAAAAAAACAACAACAACAAACAAACAAAUAAAUCAAGAUGAAUAAUCGUACGAAGAGUAGGAGAAGAAGAACUGUGAAAGAGAAGAAAAAAAUUAUCGAAAAAAAAAAAAA